AUGUUGCUUGUGCGGACCGAGGCACUUCUGGUCGAGGCGCGGCUGCGGCAGCUGGAGGGGCGGACGCAGGCCGGCGACAGCGGGAAGCCGCGCGGCAAGCCUGACACACCCAAGUACGACAAGUCGCGGCAGGGGGCUGUCGCGGCGCUGGCCUCCACGCCCAAGGCGUACAACGCGGACGCUGACGUGGCAGAGGUGCCCAAGAAGAAAAAGAAGAAGGAGGGCGAGGAGACGCCUGCAGCGGAGGACGGCAGCAGCAAGAAGGAGAAGAAGAAGAAGCGCAAGGCGGAGGACGACGAGGAGGCCCCCGCGGCGGCGGUCAACGGCGGCGGCGACGAGGAGGAGCCCGCCAAGAAGAAGAAGAAGAAGGACAAGAAAGAGAAGAAGGAGAAGUGA
This is a messenger RNA of Monoraphidium neglectum, 396 nucleotides long. RefSeq lists its product as hypothetical. The transcript has 5 exons. The coding region runs from base 1 to 396 and encodes 131 amino acids. NCBI's taxonomy places the organism in Eukaryota, Viridiplantae, Chlorophyta, Chlorophyceae, Sphaeropleales, Selenastraceae. The record is from RefSeq and is a predicted model, not a curated record.